AUGUGUUGUUUUGUUCAAGGAAAGUCACUUGCCCCGAUACCUGAAGAUGAAGCCGAGUGUGAAGAAGAUGAUAGUGACAUAGACGAAACAGAACUCGAGAACAGCAAUGAAGGAGGAGAAAAAGAAGAUGACGGCAAAAAGGCUAAAGAUCGAGCAGCCAUAGAAAAUGGCGGACAACAUAAUGCCGUAACAGCAAACAACAUAAAAAAUAGUUAUUUUGAAAAAGUCAAAUUAUCAUCCGAAGAAUCACCCUCCCGGAACCAGAUCGAGCAAGGACCCCUCAAUCGACAGGCCUCAGGCUGGCAGACUAUCCCAAAACCGAAAGGGCAUUCCCAUCUUGACUACUCGAGGUGGGACCGCGUUGAAGACGAGUCGAGCGAAGAAGAAACUGACGAUGAUGAUGAAGAUGACGAUUGUCACCCUCAGUACCGGUUUCGUGUUAAGACAGUUGGUGUGAAGGCGUUCGUCUUCGCACAAUCCUCCGACGACGUCAAACGUCGUCUCCCCGAUUUCCUCCUUUUAUCUACCGCAGCACAAUCUGCGGCCUCGCGCACCCGGAGGCAGAUGGCGCACGACGGCGGCGACGUAAAUUUGGUGGGGCCGGACUUCGACCUACCCGACGAGGUUCUGGCGGUCAUACCCACGGACCCGUACGAACAACUGGAUCUGGCCCGCAAGAUAACGUCCAUGGCCAUCGCGUCGCGCGUGUCGAAGCUCGAGACGGAGGCCAGGAGCCUCCGCCAGAAGCUCAACGAGAAGGACCGCCUCGUUGAGGAGCUGGAGGACAAGGUCUCCCAGCUCGAGGGCGCGUUCCAAGACGCGGAGCUUCGAUUGAAAGUCACUCACGAAGAUAAUAUGAAGCUUUUGAAGGAGAGGGAUUCCUUGGCUUCCACCACAAAGAAGCUCAGUCGUGACUUGGCCAAGCUCGAGACAUUUAAGAGGCAAUUGAUGCAAUCAUUGAAUGAAGAAAAUUCAUCGACAGAAACGGUAGAUAUCGGUACUUACGACCAAACAGUGCUCAAGACCGAUAGCACAAACAUAAAUGAUGAAGUCUCGAAGCAGGCCGGGCAUAAAUUUUCGAUCACGCCAUACAUAACCCCUCGUCUCUCACCCAACGGGACCCCAAAAGUAGCUUCGACCAGCGUGUCCUCACGAAGGUACACAGCUGCUAACUCCCCCCAGAAGGCCUCGGGAGCCACUACCCCUACAAAGAUGUACGAGGGGAAAGCCUCUUUGUCAUCAUGGUAUCCGUCCAGUCAGCAGUCAUCUGCUGCCAACUCCCCUCCUCGGGGGCGCCUGCCGCCAGGUCGCACUCCUCGAAUUGAUGGAAAGGAAUUUUUCCGUCAAGUCAGGAGUCGGCUAUCACUCGAGCAAUUCAGCUCUUUCCUUGCGAAUAUUAAGGAACUAAAUGCACAAAGGCAAUCUCGCGAGGAGACCUUGAGAAAAGCCGAAGAUAUUUUUGGAAUGGAAAAUAAAGAUCUCUACAUAUCAUUUCAAGGGUUGCUAAACCGCAACAUGCACUAG
This is a messenger RNA of Striga hermonthica, 1524 nucleotides long. Lineage: Eukaryota; Viridiplantae; Streptophyta; Magnoliopsida; Lamiales; Orobanchaceae. The record is from the annotation of a GenBank genome assembly.